Hyla sarda is the source of this 2632-nucleotide messenger RNA. RefSeq names its product LSM14A mRNA processing body assembly factor (gene LSM14A). Lineage: Eukaryota; Metazoa; Chordata; Amphibia; Anura; Hylidae. Gene Ontology annotation, cellular component: P-body. The transcript is spliced from 10 exons. The coding region runs from base 170 to 1588 and encodes 472 amino acids. Gene Ontology annotation, molecular function: mRNA binding. Gene Ontology annotation, biological process: P-body assembly; cytoplasmic stress granule assembly. The record is from RefSeq and is a predicted model, not a curated record.
CGCGAGAAUUCAGCGCCAGCAGCUCCCAGCGUCCCUAGGCGCUAGAUCAUGAAGGCGGCGGCGGCCAUGUUAGUUUAGGCCCUUGUCCGGAGAACGCAGGAAGGAAUAGGCGGAAGAAGCGAGUACCCCGGGCGCCAGCAAUCCGCAUCCAUCCGGCCGGGGAGGCACCAUGAGCGGCGGGACGCCGUACAUCGGCAGUAAGAUCAGCCUCAUCUCUAAGGCGGAGAUCCGAUAUGAAGGCAUCCUGUACACCAUCGACACCGAGAACUCCACUGUGGCCCUGGCCAAAGUCCGCUCUUUUGGAACAGAGGAUCGACCUACAGACCGACCUAUUCCUCCUCGAGAUGAAGUGUUUGAGUAUAUCAUCUUCAGGGGGAGCGAUAUUAAGGACCUUACUGUGUGUGAACCCCCUAAACCUCAGUGCUCCUUGCCCCAAGACCCUGCAAUUGUCCAGUCCUCCCUAGGAUCCACUGCAGCAUCUUCAUUCCAGACUGUAAGCUCCUAUGCACCGUUCAACAGGAUGCCAGCAUAUAGCCAGUUCAGUACUACCCCUUUAGUUCCCCAGCAGUUUGGAUCUGUUGGAGUUGCAGGAAAUGCCUUGACCUCAUUUGGUGGCGAUAACACAACAGGUGCUCCACUUCCCCCAACCAGUGCUGUGGGCUCCUCAUUCAGUCAAGAAACAAGGGCUCUGAAAACACAGUUAUCUCAAGGGAGAUCAAGCCCCUUGCUAGACCCUUUACGCAAGAGCCCAACUCUUGAACAAGGUGUCCAAACUGCACCUGCUGCCCAGGCAUCAAUGGCAGCAGGUAGAAGAAGUCCGGUAACUUCAAGAUCUUUGCCAUCCACAAGCCAAAAGACAUUAGAGUGUUCGGAGCAAAGAAAAGCUGAUGCACACAGAUUUUCAAGGCCUGAUACAGACCUGCUCAGAAAUGACAAACAGGACCCAAACAAGAGGCAAGCAGCUCCUAUAGGUGGACCUCAGCCCAGGAGAGGUCGUGGUGGUCAUCGGGGCGGCCGUGGAAGGUUUAGUGUAAGAAGAGAUGGCCCGAUGAAGUUUGAAAAAGACUUUGACUUUGAAAGUGCUAAUGCACAGUUUAACAAAGAAGAAAUUGACAGAGAAUUUCACAAUAAGUUAAAAAUAAAAGAUGAUAAACCAGAGAAACCGGUAAAUGGAGAAGAUAAAGCAGACUCUGGGGUAGACACUCAGAACAGUGAAGGAAAUGCAGAGGAGGAGGAAGUGACAGCGAGCUGUUACUAUGACAAAACCAAAUCUUUCUUCGAUAAUAUCUCCUGUGAUGAUAACAGAGAUCGAAGACCCACGUGGGCAGAGGAAAGAAGGAUUAAUGCAGAGACAUUUGGACUCCCUCUGCGUUCUAACAGGGGCCGUGGAGGCUUCCGAGGUAGAGGUGGAGGAGGGGGAAUGGGCUUCCGUGGAGGCAGAGGGCGCGGAGGAGAAAGGAGAGGUGCUCCUUCAGGAGGCAACUAUGGGGCUCCACGAGGUUUCCGUGGAGGAUACAGAGGAGGAGGACGUGGAGGAAGAGAAUUUGCAGACUAUGAAUACAGGAAAGACAACAAGGUGGCCGCCUAGUCAAGGAUGAAUGGGGUCUGGGAUUUUUUGUCACAAUCUGGAGAACUCGUUUUCAGUCUUUUGUGAAAAAUGACAUUUAUUUUGCUGUAUAUUUUGUCACCAGCACUGGGGGAGGGGGGUUAAAACUUCUUUACAAAGCUUCUUCAGUGCAGUAGGGUCCUGCCAGAAACUCUUGUUUCUCCAUUUUUUUUAUUUCCUUGUGAAGGUCCCUGCAACACUAAAGGACUUGGAAUAGUUGGCAGGAAAAAAAUCUUUACUUGCGUUCAGCAUUAAAUCCAUUUGAAAUAGAAGACUGAAGUCAUUUGGUUUGGAUAGAUUGACGUGAUAAUCAGCGGAAAGUGAGGUCUGUUUAUUUGUUGUGGGUUUUUUGUUUUGUUUUUUUUCACUAAAAUGUUUUUUUCCUUGCUGCAAAAAGAAUUCAGUGUGGGAGGUUUAAUUCCCUGAAGGGUUGGGUUUUUUAUAUUAAUGUAUAAGGGGUGACCCCGCUCCACAAUCCUUCCACUUACCACCCCCCCCCCCCCCUUUUCCAUAUUUUUCAAGGUCUCAGACUCUUGAUAGCAGCACAUUUAUUGGGUACAGUACAAGAAAAACAACCUUCAUACAGUUUGUUAGGCAAAGGACACUUUUUUUUAUAUAGUUGUGAGAUUGAGUAAAUCCCACUGCCAAAGAAAUCCCAAGCUUUAUAUAGCUGUAAAAAGGAAUACCUUUGUAUCCAGCACAUCUAAUGGCUUUGACAAGUUGAUCUCAUUCUGGGCCAAUGUUGUUUUUCUUUCCUUCUGUGAGAUGCUUCCAUUAGAUGUAAAGUUUAUUUUCUGUAGGCAGAGAGAAAAUACAUAUUUUGACGUUUCGCAAUGUUAAACUUUACCAGUCUUCAGCCUCUGAACUUUAAUACAUUGGGCACAGGAGUAGCUAAAUGUUGGCUUUAGGCCGGGAUUCCACUUUGUUUUUUUUUUGGGAGAAAUGCCAUUGCAGUUUUCAGGUUAAGUGGAUCUGCAAGGAAUGGGAAUUGUAAAGCAGUGGUCCCCAAACUGUGGCCCUCCAGAU